GUGGACGCAUGCCAGUAUCUGGGAGGUGAGGAUGCCGAAGACUUGACAGGACAUUCUGUGAUGCAAGAGGGGCUCACCGGUGACUUGUCUUUUAUCCCAAGACAGACACAACUAUCAGGUUACAGCUUUGAGAGUAGCGAGGGGAUUGGCUGGUCCAGCGAUGACACCAGAGGUUGGGGGCCACCAGUUGAGAGGUGGUCAUCAGUGGACAGCUGGGCAAGUGCACUGUCCGACUGGACUGGGAUCAUCACGGCUCCACCGGAGGACUUCACAGCUGCCUUCACAGAGAUCGGGGCUGAAAUAGAUGCUCUGACACAGGCACUAGCAGAGGUAAAUACUCGUAUAGAACCAGAGACGUCUAAAGAGAUAAAGGGUCGAGAGCCAACAGUGCAGGCACAACCGCAGCCACCCAUGGGUGUCCAGGAUCGGCCUCUAGAGACGCAAAACAUCCCAGAGGGCUCCGUCCUCUCUGGGCAGAGCUGCCUCACUUUGUGCCUUGAAGCUGCAGGACAUGAGCUCAGAGACACAGAGGGCUCCCAGAGCGUCGAAUCCUUGAGCGGCCAGGCUGAGUGCUCUCCAUGCCUCACACACCAGCACUCAUCCACGGGGUCAUCCGGUGCUACGGUGGCCCCGUCCUGGAGUGUGGAUGUGAUCUCUGGGUGUGCAUCCUCUGCUGAGCUUGACCUUUCUCUCUUUGGUGGAUUUGACGAGUCAAACGUUUCCAUCAGCACUGAGGAAGAUACAAUCAUACUGAAGAUAACAGAGGAUACAGAUUUGGAGGGACAAAAUACACCUGGAGGGCUGAUAAUCGAGAAGCCCUUUGGAGAUGAAGUGUGUGAAGUGACAGGUGAACACAGUGUCCAUCAGCCGAGCUCUGUUGCCGAGCAGGAAGCCAAAAGGAGCACGAGGCCAGCCGAGGUCGAUUGUAAAGGAACCGAACCAUCAACAGAUCUUAAUUUCUUCAUCGCACAUGCUGUGACAAGCUCACACGUGCCAGGUGUGCCCACACAACCUGUCCCGAACUUCAAUGUCCACACACACGUGUCGUCUGACACUUUACCAGAUCUUGACGGAGCAUGUCAGGUGGAGCCACAGUGGGAGAGUCCCAAGUUUAUUAUGCCCUUAGCUCCUCUCAGUAUCGGCUCCUCCCUAGUCUGUCGGACAAGCUGCAGUUUGGAAGGAGAGCAAACUUGUGCCAAAAGGCCUCUCAAUGACAACAGUUGUGAUCACACACAACCCUGCGCUCUCUCGCCAACUUCGGAUGGGAUUACUGAGGAAACAUCUUUGGAAGGUGAUGAGGUGAUUCAUAAAAAGGAAAAUACAAUAGACUCUGCUGAGAAAUCUUCACCAGAGAAACAAACGGGCUUGGUUACUGCAAGAAAAACAAUACUCGAGGAGAUUCAUGACCUCAGUAGAGAACUAUCAAACUUGGCUGAUUUCCCUGCAGAUCAUUUCGUCGUCUCAGAGGAGAGCCGUGUGGCGGUCAUCACAUUAGAAUUAAAUGACCCAUUUGUUUCCAGGGUUGCAAAACCCAUCUCCAUAGCCAUACAGCCUGAGUUGAAUCAGAAAACAGCUGAAAAUAUGCCACACAAAACCCACAAGUCCAGCUCAGAGAGCAAGGCACGCUCCAAAAAGGACAAAUCAACUGGUCAUCACUAUGGUGCACAAGUUUCCAAGAAACAGGAGAAUCUAUCUCCCCAUGUCUCGGCCCAGCAGGUCUGCAAACAGCAAGAAACUCAUCCUCUUAUCGAGGAAAUUCACACCAGUGAGAACACUCCAGUUGCAUUUGAGGACAAGGAGGCUAAACUGGUAAUUGAGACCAGCGCAGCAACUGAGAAGGCUCCAAACAAGCCACACGGCAAGAAGAAAAAGAAGCAUGCUCCGAAUGCAACAGCGGUGAAAAGUGUAGCUGAGCCACUGGUUGAAGUAGAAAAUGGAGCAAAACCAAAGACUGCAAAAGGAAGGAUUGAUAUGUUUGAGGCCAAGCUGGGCAUUAAAGCUGGGAAAGCUCAGAAGGACAGUAUUAAGUCAGAUGAUAAAAAGUCCCAGCAACCAGAGAAUAAAUCUUUGCAGGGAGAACAACUCUUGCAUUCAGAUCAUAAAGACCAACAGCCAAAAAAGUUCACCAGUCCUCUAAAAGAUGAUAUCAUCAAAAGACGUCGCCUAUCAGAGGAUAAGUUUGGAAAGAUUGUCAGUGCUUUGGAGUCUAAAUUACCAAAGCCAGAUGUUUCUAUCCAGGCAAAGGGAGAGGAGCCCAAGGCAGAUACAGGGGCAACACGUAAGAAGCCAUACAGUGAAGUGGUCAAACAGACAAUCCCACCCAAGGAAGAGCCCAAGGUGGUAAAACCUAUCCAGGCAGUGUCAGUGAGCGGGGACCCCCAGAGUCUGUGCCUGUGGUGUCAGUUCGCGGCUGUCUUCUCCAACCACACAGUCACCUGGCGCAGAGAUGGCGCUGUCCUGUCUGAGAUCAAGAGAAGCGCAGGGGACGAGAGCAGAGUGUCACUGACCAUCUCCAACGCUUCCCACAAAGACUUGGGCAAGUACCAGUGUCAGCUCACCAGUCUGAAUGGAUCAGUCACCCUGGACUAUGUGCUCACAUAUGAAGUGCUCAGUGAGAUUGUCAUCCCUCCAACUCCGAAAACUGUCAUAUCUGCCCCCGUGGAGAUGGAGAGUGAGGAGGAGGAUGUCCACUGCUCCAGACUGAUUUUCAAAGAGGAUUUCUUAACAGACCAAUGCUUUGGAGAGAACCAACCUGUCAGCAUCGUCACUGAAAAGGUUCACUUCGGGGAGGGGAUGCACCGGCGGGCUUUUCGGACCAAGAUGCAGGCGGGUCAGAUCCCUCUGUUACUGCCUGGAUACCCCUGUGUGCUCAAAGUACACAAUUCUAUCAGCUACGGGACCAAGAACAACGAUGAGCUUGUUCAGAAGAACUUUACCUUGGCUGUAGAGGAGUGCCAGGUCCAGAACACAGCGAGAGAGUACAUCAAGGCGUACACCACUGCAGCUCAGGCUGUUGAAUCCUUCGGAGAGAUCCCAGAGAUCAUUCCCAUCUACCUGGUUCACCGUCCAUCCAAUGACAUCCCAUACGCCACCCUGGAGGAGGAGCUGAUCGGCGACUUUGUCAAGUAUUCAGUCAAGGACGGCAAAGAGAUCAACCUGAUGAGACGGGACUCGGAGGCAGGGCAGAAAUGUUGUGCUUUCCAGCACUGGGUGUAUGAUAAGACUGAUGGCAACCUGCUGGUUACUGAUAUGCAAGGGGUGGGAAUGAGGCUCACUGAUGUGGGAAUAGCCACCUGUAAGAAAGGAUAUAAGGGCUUCAAAGGAAACUGUGCCACCUCCUUCAUUGACCAGUUCAAAGCUCUGCACCAGUGCAACAAAUACUGCGAGAUCCUGGGCCUCAAGUCCCUGCAGCCCAAACCUAAAAAGCCUGCAUCUGCUCCCAAACCCAAACCCCAACCCUCUGCUGCACCCAAGAAGAAAACAUUUGGGCCAACAAUGAAGGGCAAGUCAUAAUAGGAGGAGAAUCUUUGGACUAUGGGGAUUUCAUUUUUAUUGAACUGGUGAGGGUUUAGUUGAUUUGAUUUGCUUUGCUCACGUUGGACCUCGUCUUGCAGAGUUUGGUUUGUCAAAGAUGAAUCAGAAAGUUUUGGGCUGCAGGUGGAAGAUGACAGAGGAGACAGAUGGGUUUGACUCUGGAGGGAGCCACUGUUGAUGUAUAGGAGUUUUUGCUACAUCUCAUGUUGAACAUUUGAGAGAGAUAUAUUUAUUCUAAAGACCAGAGAUGGUCUCUGAAUGAAAGUGUGACACUUUAUUUCACGAGUUUUGGGUAAACUGUGACAAAUUUAACAGACACUUGAAAAUGAUGACGUUUGUCGACAGCGUUGAACUUUGAUGUCUUAGAGAGAUUGCUUUAUUGAUGAAGUUCGAUAGUUUUUCUUUACACAACAACACUUUUUUUGUUUGUUUUUUUUACUUCUGUGAUGUUUUCAAAUUUAUUAGUUCAUUAAAUUAAUGAACUUGUUAAUUAAUUGAUUAGAGGAAAUGUCUUUUAAAUAGGUUGUAUGAUGAACUACACACAGUAGAGGACAUGUAUUGUUUUGAGUUCAGUAUGAGUGGGUCAGUUUUGUGUGUUUGGUUUGCGAGGUGACACAGGUGUUUGAUGAACAUGUAUUCAUUUAGUGUCAUAUCAUUAUAAUGUUCAUAUAGGAAAAGGUACUGAUUCAGAAUGAGCUCACAUUUUAUUCUGGAAACAACAAAGUCAUUUUGUAAAGCUUGUGUAAAGUAUACUUUUGAAUGUAUUCACUGAAAAAAUGUGAAGAUUUAUUGAUUUGUCAUUUUAUUACCUGGUGCAAAUCUUCUUUUGAUUUUCUGGCAUCAUUUCAAGGAUCCAGUCUGCGGCCUAGCUCAAACUAAGUCACUGACAUGUGAAACUAAACCCGUUCAGAGCCUGUCUGCAUACAUAUGAUAUCGAUAACAUACCAGCUGUUCAAUGGCACACAGUCUCCAUAUAAUAAGCUCCUCUGUCCUACUCUCACUGUUGCUUUUUAAAUCCCUGACCCAAAUUGCUGACAUGGCUCUCAGGUUGAGGCUUUCGGCCAGCGUGUACGCACACAGUUGAUCUUUGUCAUUAAAGAGAUGUUGCUGGUUGGAGAGGCUUUCUGGUUUAUUUUUCAUUAAGUUAAAAGGAUAAAUCAAUAGUACAUAUUUUUCCUUUUACCUGUGGUGCUAUUUAUCAGUUUAGAUUGUUUUGUUGUGAGUUGCUGAGUGUUGGAGAUAUCAGCUGUAGAGAUGUCUGCCUUCUCUCCAAUAUAAUGGAACUAGAUUGCACUCAGUUUGUGGUGCUCAAAGCGCCAAAAAAUGUAUUUUAAAAACUCUGGUUGCUCAAGAUAAUCCACAGACCUUGUUGUGACCAGUUUCAUGUUGGAACUAACCUGCAAACUAUAUCAAUGCUGCAUCUACUGCUAGCUCACCUAGCACCACUGAGCUAGAUAUCAUUACAGCUCAGCCGAGGAGGACAUUAUUGUUUGCAUCUGUCACAAGCUUGAGCCUCUUGUCCAUGAGUAGAUGCACACUUCCUUCUGCGCGAUGAUAUAGUUGGCAGGUGUAGUUUGGUAGAAAGAAAAUAGUUCCUACACGAAACUGCUCACGACAAGGUCUGUGGAUUAUCUUGACAAAUCAAAGUUUUUUUAAUGUAAUUGUUGGCACUUUGAGCACCGCAAACCGAGUGCCAUCUAGUUCCAUUAUAUUUGAGAGAAGGCAGAAAUCUCUAUGGACGAUAUCUCCAAGACUCUGCAACUCAUACCAAAACAAUCUCAACUGAUAAACAGCACUACAGGUAUGAGGAAAAAUAUGUAUUUUUUUUUAUCUUGGGGUGAACUGUCCCUUUAAAUCAACACAUUUUCUGUACUGGGACCUCUGACCCACAGGUUUGAGGGAUUAAGGGUAUUGCAUCAUGAUUGACAUUGAUGUGCAAAUAUCUGCUUGUCUUUGUACACGGGGCUGGGUUUGAAGAUGUGUAUCAAAUGUGAACAGUUUGUCUAAUUUAGUUCAUAGGAAUGUGAGAAAAAUUCACUCUGUAGCAACAGACAAAAAACAAAGACUUUAUUUAUGUCAUUUGUAGGAUGAAGACAGUUGUACGGUCUUAAAAUGUAGUGCUACAAUUGUUUAGAUCAGAUUACCUGUUUACGUGUUGGGAAAAAGUUCGAAAGAUGUCAACACAAGAAAUGGCGACAGCAUGAAAAAACAAAUGGGCCGUCUAUUUUUAUGUUGUACUCACAGAGGAGAAGGUCUCCAGCAGCAAAUUAGCACCUCAACACAAAAGUAAGUGGGUCACACUCAGAAGCUCAAGAUCAUGUACCAUGUAUCAACACAGUGUAUCUAUUUUUAUCUCAGCUCCUCCUCAGUGGUGUCACAUAAACACAUUUCUAAGAUUUACAGAAUUAAUGAGGGAACUAUUACAAAUCUAUGGUGAGAAAAUUCAGAUACAGAAGCCACAAUACAAACAGAGGGAGACUGACUGAGGGACAUGUUGAGGCUCUUUUCACACUGUAGCUAUUUAGUGUGAUAAUGGCGUUUGAUACACAGGACACAAACACCAUUGUCACACUCCACAGCUCUGGAGGACAUUUACCGGAGAUAUUGCAGACGGAGGAAUUGUUAAUGCACACUGGUGGCUGGACGACCUGGUGAGAUAAAGGAAAAAGACGUUUGGUGACAUGAAGAGUAGUGGAGAGAGUGAAAGUGAGAACAUGAAACAAAGUAGAGAGAAACAGAGUAAGCUGUGAUUCAUAAUUAUACAUGUAGCACUUUAUAAUCUGAAAUUAAACAUGAAUGAAGAACUUAAAAAGCCACGGAAAAUGGUGACAGUGAUGCUGACUAAAUACACACAGCUUAUCCAAAGUGUCCAAAGUCCGUGUCCUUUUUUUUUUACUGAUUGUGGGGAUGGCUGCAGCUGUGUGCAUUUAAAGUGUGUGAGUGUCAGGGAGCAAGAAAGUAAAAGAACACCUGUGUGACCCCCAUGUCUUUCUAUAUAACAAACUUUUUUGCUAAUUUAUUUAGCACAUGUAGUUGUAAAUAGAGUUGGUUCUGACUGUAUGUCACACUAGAUUCAGUACAUCUUUAUUUCUUUUGCUUUUAACAAUAUAAUUGUUUUGUUUUUAAUUGUAUAAUUCUGCGCUGAAAAUGACACACAAAUGAUCAACUUUACCAAUAAAACUAUGAGAUGAAAACAUUAUUAAAGGAUUCUGACCUAUUUUAAGACA
Messenger RNA from Epinephelus moara (kelp grouper), 6761 nucleotides. It is a transcript of the gene alpk2, whose product is annotated as alpha-kinase 2. Gene Ontology annotation, molecular function: protein serine/threonine kinase activity; ATP binding. NCBI's taxonomy places the organism in Eukaryota, Metazoa, Chordata, Actinopteri, Perciformes, Serranidae. Gene Ontology annotation, biological process: protein phosphorylation. The transcript has 10 exons. The coding region runs from base 61 to 3513 and encodes 1150 amino acids. The record is from RefSeq and is a predicted model, not a curated record.